This is a messenger RNA of Carlito syrichta (Philippine tarsier), 2404 nucleotides long. RefSeq names its product deltex E3 ubiquitin ligase 2 (gene DTX2). NCBI's taxonomy places the organism in Eukaryota, Metazoa, Chordata, Mammalia, Primates, Tarsiidae. Bases 131 to 1990 code for a protein of 619 amino acids. Gene Ontology annotation, cellular component: nucleoplasm. Gene Ontology annotation, molecular function: zinc ion binding; ubiquitin protein ligase activity. Gene Ontology annotation, biological process: Notch signaling pathway; protein ubiquitination. The transcript has 10 exons. The record is from RefSeq and is a predicted model, not a curated record.
UUUGCAAAGUCAGCAAGCUACUGGGGCACAGCUGGGCUACCGUCUGUCGGAGGCACUGGGCAAUGACCCCGAGACGCCAGGCCAGAGUGGUCUGAAGCCAUUCAGGAAAUCAGGAGGAGUCCUGGGGAAGAUGGCCAUGGCCCCAGGCCCUUCACUGGCACAGGUGUAUGCUAGCCCCGGGGUUGUGGCCGUGUGGGAAUGGCAGGAUGGGCUGGGCACCUGGCACCCCUACAGCGCUGCCGUCUGCACCUACAUCGAGCAGCAGUUUGUCCAGCAGAAGGGCCAGCGCUUCGGGCUCGGGAGUCUGGCCCACAGCAUCCCCCUGGGCCAGGCUGACCCCUCGCUGGCCCCGUAUAUCAUCGACCUCCCCAGCUGGACCCAGUUCCGCCAGGACACUGGCACCGUGCGGGCUGUCCGGAGGCACCUGUUCCCCCAGCUCUCAGCCCCAGGCCGAGGCAUAGUCUGGGAGUGGCUAAGUGACGACGGCUCGUGGACCGCCUAUGAAGCCGGCGUCUGUGACUACCUGGAGCAGCAGAUGGCCCGGGGCAGCCAGCCCGUGGACCUGUCUCCCCUGGGCUACAACUACACAGUCAACUACGCCACCCGCACACAAACCAAUAAGACUUCCAGCUUCUGCCGCAGCGUGCGGCGCCAAGCAGGGCCCCCUUACCCAGUGACCACCGUCAUCGCUGCACCGGGCCACACAGGAGUCGCCUGCUCUUGCCACCAGUGCCUCAGCGGCAGUGGAACUGGCCCUGUGUCAGGCCGCUACCGCCACUCCAUGACUAACCUCCCUGCAUACCCCCUCCCCCAGCCCCCACACAGGACCGCUGCUGUCUUUGGGGCCCAUCAGGCCUUUGCCCCGUAUAACAAACCCUCACUCUCUGGGGCUAGGUCUGCACCCCGACUGAAUACCACCAGCCCCUGGGGCGGGGUCCCGCCCGCUUUGGGGAGCCAGCCACUCUACCGUUCCAGCCUCUCCCACCUGGGACCACAGCACCUGCCGCCAGGAUUGUCCGCUUCCGGUGCAGCCAGUGCCUCAUUCCCCAGUGGUCCCUCGAGCAGUCCUGGGAGCAUGCCCGUCACUGUGCCCGUGCAGAUGCCAAAGCCCAGCAGGGUCCAGCAAGCGCUCGCAGGCAUGACGAGUGUUCUGAUGUCAGCCAUUGGACUCCCCGCGUGUCUUAGCUGCGCACCCCAGCCCGCCAGCCCUCCCGCCUCCUGUCUGGCCUCUAAAAGUCACAGCUCAGUUAAGAGAUUGAGGAAAAUGUCCAUGAAAGGAGGGACUCCAAAGCCAGAGCCAGAGCAGGUGAUAAGAAACUACACUGAAGAGCUGAAAACCCCCCCUGAUGAGGACUGCAUCAUCUGUAUGGAGAAGCUGGCCAUGGCGUCUGGGUACAGCGACGUGACUGACGGCAAGGCCCUCGGGCCCGUGGCUGUGGGCCGCCUCACCAAGUGCAGCCACGCCUUCCACCUGCUGUGCCUGCUGGCCAUGUACUGCAACGGGAACAAGGAUGGAAGUUUGCAGUGCCCUUCCUGCAAGACCAUCUAUGGAGAGAAAACGGGAACCCAGCCCCGAGGGAAGAUGGAGGUGUUACGGUUCCAGAUGUCACUCCCAGGCCAUGAGGACUGUGGGACGAUACUCAUAGUUUAUAACAUUCCUCACGGCAUCCAGGGCCCUGAACACCCCAACCCAGGAAAGCCGUUCACCGCCAGAGGGUUUCCCCGCCAGUGCUACCUUCCAGACAAUGCCCAGGGCCGCAAGGUCCUGGAGCUCCUGAGGGUGGCCUGGAAGAGGCGACUCAUCUUCACGGUAGGGACGUCCAGCACCACAGGCGAGACCGACACCGUGGUGUGGAACGAGAUCCACCACAAGACAGAGAUGGACCGCAACGUGACGGGCCACGGCUACCCUGACCCCAACUACCUGCAGAACGUGCUGGCCGAGCUGGCGGCCCAGGGCGUGACCGAAGACUGCCUGGGGCAGCAGUGACUGCCAGCUCCGCUACCCCUGCCUUGGUGGCCGCCCCGCUCUCCUUGGCUGGUGGGGCUGCCCCUGGGUGGGCCGGCAGGAGGGUGCCUGUCCUGAGAGGCUGGAUGUUCGCUGGGGCACAGGGUGUGCUCCCCCUGAAGCCAGGGCUUCCCCUGCCUGCUGCUCCCUCCGCCCCUCCAGGCUCGGGUCUGUUGGGAGUUGGGCAUCCCUGGGCAGUGGCGCCUCUGGGGCUUAAGAUGCAGCUACCUCAGGGCACGGGGCCCCUCUGUCCUUCAGGGGCUGCUUUGGGCCCACUGUGCCUCGGGCCUGGCAUGGGGCGAGUCGACACUGCCCCAGCCUGGGCGGGCAAAAGUUCUGGGUCAGCUUCUCAUACCUCAGAUGUUGUUUGCAAUAAAUGCUCUACAGCCAAAGCCA